Agrilus planipennis (emerald ash borer) is the source of this 6407-nucleotide messenger RNA. Its product is annotated as DNA N6-methyl adenine demethylase-like. NCBI's taxonomy places the organism in Eukaryota, Metazoa, Arthropoda, Insecta, Coleoptera, Buprestidae. Gene Ontology annotation, cellular component: nucleus. Gene Ontology annotation, molecular function: DNA 5-methylcytosine dioxygenase activity; zinc ion binding; DNA binding. The record is from RefSeq and is a predicted model, not a curated record. The transcript is spliced from 8 exons. The coding region runs from base 294 to 5972 and encodes 1892 amino acids. Gene Ontology annotation, biological process: oxidative demethylation; positive regulation of transcription by RNA polymerase II.
UAUUUUUUAUUUUUUCAGAUCUUCGUCAGCAACCAAUAUAGCUAUUUUUAUGAAGUAAAGGAGAAAUGAUAUUUUUAUAACGUAUUAAAGAAUAAUAGUACAAAGUCCAUGAAGUACAAAUAUAAAGGCUGAAACGCAGCUCCUUCCUUCCUCGUGAAUCCUUCAACUAUCUCAGCGAAAAAUCAGGUUUCAAUGAUGACAAUAACCUAAUUACGGCGUGUGCAAACUUCGGUAGAUACAAACGAACAACAUGUUGUAUCGGCUACACAUGAGACUGAAGUUACGAUGACAAAAUGAGUGAAACUCUCAGCCAGGACCCAGAGAACUUAGGUACUGGGUACAACCUGGCCCAAACGUACUCCCCGACACCCGCCACUCCCAACUCGACGGUACAGGAUGCUCCCAAUUCCAAUCUUCCACCUUUUUCCACGUUUUCAGCGGAUAUGGAUGCAACUUCUGGAUAUUCGUCGGAUCGUUUGUUCGGAGAUACUCGUUUAUUGGAUAUUUCAAGUUGGGAUUAUUAUGGGGAGGCCAGGUUGUUGGAACGUACCGAAAACGGCUUGACAGCAAUCUCUUCGCAACCCCAAUACAGACCCUGGGAAUCGAAGCCUGUCGAUUCGACGUCUCAGGAAUCUCUGCGUCAAAGUUUCACUCCAACAACUCCAAUAACAACAUUCGCGGACGCUUUUGCCCAAAGCAACAUGCCAAAACUUCCUUCAUUCCAGUCGCAGUUUCAGUCUUUUAACGAAACAUCCCCCGUUACCGCAAGCGAAGCGACCACGUUGACCACCUUAACCAAUCUAACGCCCGUUUCGCCUAAUUCUGCUAGUCCCGGUAGUCAUAGUUUAACAACCCUCAACACUAAUUUUCACACGUUAAGCGCGGUCAAUACACGAAACUACCCUCUGGUACCAGCACCGAUACAAGCCCGCGAAAUACCGUCCAUUCAACAGCAGUUUUUGGAUGAACGUCAUAUACAGCUGUACACCCAUCCCACAACUAGUCUUACCACCUUGGGUAAUACCAUACAUUCCGCUAGCAUAUUUCCAGCACAAAACGGCACAAUUAUACAAAACAGCCAACUGAUAACACCACCGACGGUGGUCACGGUACUCAAGUCUGAACCUGCCAGUAUGUCAGAGUUGAAGUUAGGUCAUAACUUGACAAACCUUCAAGAUACCGGGUUAAAGAUUCAGAACGUGAGUCUCCACCCGACCCAGUUUCAGAAUCCGAUGUCUACCGUGCUCGAUAAUAACGUGUUGUAUAACGGACUCGAUAAAAAACUGAACGGCAUGAACAAUGUGAUCGAUUCUCCGACUCGUAAUGAUUUCCGUAAGAAAGAACGUAGGAAAAUUCGCGCUAAUAGUAUGGAAAGUUCCGCGGAAAGUGACGGUGCCUCGAGCAACAUGGAAAUGGGCUCGGAGAAUUCGGGACAAGUUGCGUCCGUGUCUAGUACCGCGGGAUACAAGGGCCAUCCGUUGUCGGGCGGGGGUGGUCUUGACCACGACGAUAUCAGUGGAGGUAAUCCGGACAAACAGGUAAAAAAGAAACGGAAACGGUGUGGUGAAUGUAUCGGUUGCCAAAGGAAAGACAAUUGUGGUGAUUGUGCCCCGUGUCGAAACGACAAGAGCCAUCAGAUCUGCAAGCAGAGGCGUUGCGAGAAGUUGACUGAGAAAAAGCUGUACGGAGAGGACGGAUUCGUGCGUGGAGAAUCUAGACGAGGAAGGGGAAAGGGGCGAAGCGCUGGGAGCUACAGGGGACGUAAGCCAAGUGGACCAGUUACCUUACCCCCGAAUAACGCACAAGAAGUCAAUCCACCCCCUCCACCCUCGAGGCCUAGCCCUCAGCCGGUCCAUAUGCUAAAACCUGAACAACCACCUCAAUCACAACCGAUGACCCCUGUGCCAUUCUACGCCGAUCCAAAUAGAUUCACCACUCCUGUUUGGCAAGCCGACCCUGCUCAAGUUGUUUCAGGAUGGCCGCAAGGACAGUUCAUUCAGCAAAUUUCUGCAGCUCCUCAAGCUCCAUUAGAAGGAUACACUCAGCAAUAUCCUAACGGUAUUUAUCAAACAACUUAUCAACAGCCGGGGUUUGAAGCGAACACCUUUUACACCACUGGGCCCGUUCAGGUGGUAACGAACGCCGCCAGACCUCCCAGUGUUCCGGAUCAAUCUCAAUUAACACCCAGACCGAACAGCACUUAUUCACAUACUCCCAGCCCCGUGCCAUCCCAGCCCCAGCAGCCAAAUCAGAGAAAUCAGUAUCAACAGGAAUACGUUUCCACAAAUCAGAACUACGUAACGCCAGCAACAACUCCUGGUGGAACGGUGGAAAGUUCUCAGCAAUCCGGUGGAAUGUCGAGACCCAGUUCAGUAAAUUCCACAGUAGCUGCUCCAGCCAGUGGUCAAAGUUUCCAGCAAAGCAACGCGGGAUUCAUUCCGAUAUCGAGUUCGAGUUUUAGUCCUGGUUCUAAUCAGAAUCCAAAUUUCGUUAAUAGCGGCAUGUCGACGAAUUCGGGAAACGAGAUGCCUGGGUACCCACCAGUGAACAGCCACCCGCAGCUAGCUUCACACAAUUAUAAUGGUGGGUACCCAGGCAACGAAUGCGGAAAUGAAAACAUUGCGAUCCAAAACAAUCAGAACGAAGAGCAGCAGCAUCAUCAUCACCAUCAUCCACACCAUCAUCAUUGGACAUCUAACAAUCAUCAAUGGAAACCAAAUUCUGAAAGUGCCAAAUCUGGCGAGUCGGAUAUGCAAAAUUACGGCAAUAAUAGUCCUCUCAAUCACAGACAAUCUACCAAUGAACAGCACGGUGUCGAAUCUCCCCAGAAAAGAGAGCUGCAAAAUCAGUAUUCGCAAAUAGACCGGAUAGAUUUGAAUACUAGGAUAAAAACGAUGAUAUUAAACAAGCAGCAACAGUUAGACAGUAAGGACGAGGCGCAAAACGAUAAUCAAAACAAAACCGGUCAUUUUUUAUCGUAUAGCCACCAUCGUCACCGCAAUGAUAAUAUAGGUGGCGGUGGUGGCGUUUCUGACGAUUCAUCAUCAUCUUUUCGGAAGAAUUCCACAACCAUCCAGCCGAAAACUUUAUCAAAACAACUUGAUUCUUUCAACUACGCCAAUCAGUCGAAUUUUCAUUACGACCAUCCUCCUUCCCCAACUAUACACGAAUGUUUACCGAACAAAGUUAAUUUUCAACCCCAGCUGGCCUCCAUUCCCAGUGACAGCGAUGCUUCAUCAGGAAUCUGUAAGGAUGAGUUGAAUACAAACGAAAAAAACUACACCGAUCGCAUUCUAACUAAAAGCAACAUCACACCCAAAUUAUCAACUCCGUGCAAAAGUAUUCCGUCAAACUACAAGACAGAAAUGAGCAAUGACGAGAAAACAGUUAAAAGCGAAUUUAAGUUUUCCGAAAUUAGCUUAAGUUCUGAAACAGAAUCAUGCUAUUCAACGCCUGAGAAAUCAGUUGAAUAUUCACCGAGAAAAUUAACAGAUAUUUACAAUUCUCCUGAUGUGUUAAAAACUGGACAGGCUGAAGUAAUACCAGAAUGUAAUUGUUUUCCUUCCAAUAUGGGGCCUCCUGAACCAGGAUCUUUCUACACUCAUCUAGGAUCAUCUCACAGCCUUAGCGGAUUAAGAAAACAUCUAGAAGAACGAACCGGUUUGGUCGGUUCUUCGAUCAGAAUUGAGAAAGUGUGUUAUAGUGGGAAAGAAGGCAAAACACCCCAGGGUUGUCCGAUAGCGAAAUGGAUAAUAAGAAGAUCUGGUCUUGAAGAGAAGUACUUGGUCAUUGUAAAACAUCGACAAGGCCACUUUUGCUCUUCGGCCUUUAUAGUUGUGUGUAUCGUAGUUUGGGAAGGUUUGGAUAGUAACGACGCCGAUGACAUGUACUCGACGCUCUGUCACAAACUGAAUAAGUUUGGUACCCCGACAGCUCGCCGUUGUGGCACGAACGAUACCAGAACCUGCGCUUGUCAAGGUUUGGAUCCUGACCUAUGCGGUGCGAGUUUUUCAUUCGGUUGUUCUUGGAGCAUGUAUUACAACGGCUGCAAAUACGCUCGUUCAAAACUUAUCAGAAAAUUCAAGUUAACCGAGCAAACUGAAGAAAAAGAACUGGAAGAAAAGUUUCAAGCCCUUGCAAAUCAUAUAUCUCCCAUGUAUAAAAAUCUCGCACCGAAAUCGUUCGAUAAUCAGUGUCAGUAUGAAGAAACAGCUUCCGAGUGUAGAUUGGGACUGAAUCCUGGGAGACCUUUUUCUGGUGUGACCGCGUGUUUGGAUUUUUGCGCACACGCCCAUAAAGACUCCCAUAACAUGAACAAUGGCUGCACCGUGGUUGUUAGUUUGACAAAACACCGCGAUCUCAAUAAAGCUGAAGACGAACAACUCCACGUGCUUCCUCUAUAUACCAUUGACAAGACUGAUGAAUUAGGUUCCGAAGACAAACAACGUGAGAAGAUGAAUAAUGGCAGUAUCGAAGUCCUUAACAAAUACCAGUGUGAGGUGCGUUUAAGGAAUGAACCUCAGCAACCAUGUCGAAGAAGAAAAAGAAAAGAUGAUGGAAACGAGAAAAGCAAAGCAGAAAGUCCCAAGAAGAAUGGCGUUUCUGUAAAGGACCAAAACACAUCUCCAUCAUCUGCCUACCACCACCCGCAUCAUCAACAAACUUUCCUCAACAAUAAGCACGAACUUCAAAGCGAUCAAGUUACAAGUACAGUAUUUGAUGCAUCCAGUAGAAAACACGGUAAAAAUAGUAAGUUAAUAAGUAACAGUAGAAAAGGACCUCAGUUUUCUUGGAACUCUUCUUCCGCAUCCAAAACUCAUUUGGACAACGACAUUUACAAAUCCGAAAAUUUUGUUAGUAGUAGUACGACGUUCCCAUUACUAAGAAAAGAUCAAUUCAACACUGCCUUUAAUUUUACAUAUCCAAAUUCAGGACUACACAGCAGUAUUCCUCCCUCAAACGGUUUCGACAGUUAUAAUUUGAAUGCUCAAUCGUAUCAAAUGGCAGGACAUUUUUCCAACAUUAACUCGAAUCAAAAUAAAAAUACGUCGAAUAUAUUCAGUCAUACUCCUACAGGUGGGCAGAGUUACCAUUCUAAUAAUGUAAGUUUGAAUCCCGUACCGAACAAUUAUCCCAACCAUGAAAACAGCCCUUUUAUUCAAAACGGUCCCUUUUCUCAAAACGGCUACUUCGGUCUUUCAAAAUUAAAUUAUGUGAACGAUAUGAGAACCAAUACGCCAACUAGCCAAAUCAUGUGGGCUUCUAACGAAUACAGCGGGUACCAUCAUAAUGGGUUUAACAAACUAACAAACGAUUACUUUCCAUAUUCGACACCGCGCAGUCAAGAACAACUUCAAUAUGGUAACGGAUUUAUUUCGAGUCCACCAGAUUCCUAUGUUUUGAGGAAUCCGUUUGAAGAUUUUCCAAAUUUCGGUUACAAUUUUCAGCCACCGUUCAGUAGCUCUCCGUUAAAGCCACCCGACAGUCCUAAUACCACAACAGUUCAACCCAAACUUCUCGGAACGGUCAGUGAAGUCAUUGACAAUGCUGAAUCGUUCCUUGAUUCGCAAGUCGGUGGUGUAGCCAUUGCUUUGACUCACGGCAGUAUUCUUUUCGAGUGCGCCAAACACGAACUGCAUGCCACAACGGCAUUGAAAAAACCUAAUCGUCAAAAUCCGACCAGAAUCUCCCUGGUAUUUUAUCAACACAGAAAUAUGAAUAGGGCUAAGCAUGGUUGGGACGAGUACGAGGAGAAAUUAAAGUUAAGGAAAAUGGAUUCGGCAAAUUUGGUGCCGGAAGGGAAAGAAAAAGAAAAUGCUCCCGAAGUUAAGAGUAAAGAUACAGAGACAAAGAGAGCUGGAGAUGUAUUUCCCAGAGUUUACACAUUACCCACCGUAUCUGUUACCACAUUAUUUCCCAUGUACCCGUGUACAGUGACUGGUCCUUAUGUAAAUGGUAGUACAAAUGGAUGACCAAAAUCUUGGCCUUACUGGCAGGGCGUUUAUAUAUAAUAAUACAACAAGGAAAUUAAAAUUACAUAACAGGCAAGAUCUUGGCCUCACUAUAUUUACAUACGUUAGUGUGUGUUCGAAAAAGCUUUUUUCUUAUUCAAGCUCGAUUAGUUGAUGUAUGUCAAACAGCUAAUUAUUCUCAAAUCUGUUUCAUGAUUGAAUUAUUAAAAUGGGCCAAGUUGUAGAGUUUACAAAAGAAUAACGUGGAAUAUAUUACUAUUUUAUUCAAAUAACUUCAACUUUGAUAAUCUUCUACUAUGGAUCACUGUGUAGGGAAAUAAAUUGUCGAGCCAACCUAUACUUUUUUGAUACGUAAGGUAUGAAAAUUAAAAAUUAAGAAAAAUCGUUAUUACUAUACAUCUGUAGUUUAAUAGAAUUAUUAUAUAUAAAGUAUUA